Messenger RNA from Bombus impatiens (common eastern bumble bee), 1722 nucleotides. Its product is annotated as sialomucin core protein 24. Gene Ontology annotation, cellular component: cytoplasmic vesicle. Lineage: Eukaryota; Metazoa; Arthropoda; Insecta; Hymenoptera; Apidae. The record is from RefSeq and is a predicted model, not a curated record. Bases 158 to 799 code for a protein of 213 amino acids. The transcript is spliced from 3 exons.
GAUGCUAGCGACAGCGAUCAGUUCAAUUUCAGCUUUGGCAGAAGCUUACGUCUUGCGUUUCUGUACUUGUUUGUAGCGGGGAAUCCAUUCAACGACAUCGGCCUUUUGGUAAAGAUCAUACGCGACUGUUGAGAUUGUUCGCAUUUUCGCCGUAAAAAUGAGAUUAGUGUAUAUAACCUGCGUUUUAUUAGCUACGGCAAUUUGUUCCAUCGCGGCUGACAAUGCUGCUACGACCCAAGGAGAUACUAAAUCUAUCAAUCAGCAGACAGUGGAUCUAGUCAAUAGUACUGCAUCUAUUAAAAAUUCCUCGAGUCCUGCUGCACUAGUUAAGGAUUCUAGUACCAAUGUAACUAAAAAUGUAGAUGUCAAUGACAAUAUUACCAGUACCAUUGCUACUAUUCCUGCUACUAACACCACUAUUGGUAACAAAACAAAAACCGAUACUGCUUCUGACAAUGAUCAUGGUGCAGAAUCCACCAAUUCAACAACAACUACGAUAACUUCAAUACCUACAGCUUCGUCAAUAACAACCAAACAAACACCUACACCUGAAAACUCUACAUCUACGACUAUAGUUACACCUACUACUACGAACAAUACAACACCUAUCGUUUCAUCAACACCUAUAACUACUCCAGUUCCAUCAUCGACAAAAAUUGUUCCAUCUUAUACACAACGACACUUUGAUGGACUUAGCUUUUUAGGUGGCAUCAUUUUAGCUACGUGUUUAAUGGCAAUCAGUUUUGCCACUUGGAAAGUCUAUAGAGCAUUCAAUGAACAAAACUACCGCACACUAUGAUACAGAUAUUGUCAUCGCGAAAAUUCCAUUUUCCAAUAAGUAAAUGCAGUCGUUCGAACUGGAAACUAUGAAUUUUACCAUAAUAAUAUUACGUAUUUUUAUAACGCACUUAAGUGUCGCGUGGUUUAAGUGCUCUUAGUAAUGUGAUGUGCAAACGCGAAUUUCGUUUCUUUGUACCCAAUUACAAAGACGAGUUACACGCAUUAUAGUAUUGUCUCUUCGUAUGUUCGCAAGCGCAUUGUAAUAGUGUUUAUAUUUAUGAAAAAGAAAGAACGAAUACUAUGUGCAUAGAAGAAAGGAAAAAGUAAGAGAAUCUUGAGGACGUGAGAGGAGGAGAGAAAUAGAAAAGCAAAUAUAGUAUUACUAUGCGCAUGCGUAAUUUGCAUACGCAAGUUGACGACCAAUCAAAUACACAUUCCAUCAAAAAGAUCAAUUUUGCACUAUAACAAGUCCACGUAAUAUUUUCUGCUCAAAUGAAAAUUAUUUCGUAAAACUCUUCUAUUUUUCUUUUAUUGAACUCGUUUAUCAGCUGUUGCCAUACAUAAAAACAAUGGUUAAAAUAAUAUAAAAACGAUGAAAUAUACACAGAUAUAAAGGUUCCUAUGUGUAUAUUUAUAGCAAGAACAAAAUAUGUAAAAGGAUUAAGUAUGAGAUGUUUAAAAGAGUUCGAUUAAAGUUUAGGAGAUUUGCACAUAAAUAAUGAUAUGGUAUGAACGAACUCCAGUAUGAAAUAUUUUCUAUGAUUAUAUUCUUCAAUAUUACUUUUCUCACUAAGAUGACAUUUAAUUAUUAAUUUCGGGUGUGAAGAAUAUUUUAUAUUCUAAGGGUAUAAGGGUCGUUCGUACGUAUAAAUUAUAGAUGCUCCUGUACAUGCCUUCAUUAAAUGAUAUUCUUGUUGAGGAAUUUUCGUACGAGUCAAAAAA